UUCUAUAAACCGGUGACAUUCGGGAGUUGGCCUUUCUGGUGGAGGGACAACUCACAUCCCCACAACACCUUUAUCUAUCAAAGUUCUCUCCCAUUUCCAUUCUUCUCAGUGCAUAAUCUUCCAAAUUAAGGCUCUCUGCAACUUCGAACUCCAUCAAUGGAGACCACCCCAGAUGAGACGAGAAUUCCGAUGCUGAACGGGGUUGAUGUCAUUGAACCCGAAACGAAGUCCAAAAUUCAAGUACGGGGGCUGACCAGGGUAUCGGACACAGGAGUUCCGAUACUCAACGGGGUGAGCGUUGACAUUCCAAAGGGUGUGAUCGUAGGGAUCAUUGGACCGAGCGGGAGCGGCAAGUCCACGCUCCUGAGAGCUCUGAAUCGCUUGUGGGAGCCACCGGCCGGAACUGUGUUGCUGGACGGCCGAGACAUCUGCGAUCUUGAUGUACUGACCCUUCGCCGUAAGGUUGGGAUGCUUUUCCAGCUUCCCGUUCUAUUCGAUGGCACGGUUGCGGACAACAUUCGGUACGGGCCACAGUUGAGAGGUAAGAAGCUCAGUGACACAGAGGUAUCCAAGCUGCUCAACCUUGCCGAUCUUGAUUCCUCCUUUGCCACAAAAGCUGGUGGCGAGUUAUCAGUGGGCCAAGCUCAGCGAGUGGCACUUGCAAGGACCCUUGCCAAUGACCCAAAGAAUGCUCCUCACACUCACCCCAGCAUGUAUCGGUUGUACAUCAAGUAGUUUUUAGUCAUGAAAAAUAUUGUCAGUAUACAGUGAGAUGUGAUAUUGUGAGAUCUGUAUGAGGAGCAGGUCCGAAUUCACUGCUGAUUAGGGGGUGAUGCUAAUUAGGUAUUUCAAAAGUCAUGUAAAUGACUUCUGGAUCUUCUGCACUAUUUUGCACUGCACUGCAGUUGUGCACUUGGAUUGAGUAUGUGACAGGUGCCCUAAUUGUCUCACACAUAUGGGUAUAUGGGAUAUGCUGAUUAAUUACACUGCACUGAAUGGAAGUACGUAUACGUAGCACAGUCACCAAAACAAAAACAAAUAAGUAGCAAAGUGAAAAGAAAUGAUGCUGAUUAGGUGUUUGAUAGAGGAAUAUGCUGAUUAGGCAUUUCAAGCCAAUAUGCCAUUUCAUAUGUCAAGUCAUAUCUGAUGAUGCUUACUUUGUCUUC
Molecule: messenger RNA, 1166 nt
Organism: Nelumbo nucifera (sacred lotus)
Lineage: Eukaryota; Viridiplantae; Streptophyta; Magnoliopsida; Proteales; Nelumbonaceae
Source: RefSeq, a predicted model, not a curated record